CUUCCGUUUCUUCUCGGACAGCCUCUCCUCCCGGAAGUCAAGUCCCCCAGGCAGUCUUUGGACCGUGGCGAGCCAGAGCCGGAGCCAGAUUCUUGCGUCCUGAGGUGAAGCAGGGCCGGCCUGGCCGGAGGCCUGUCAUUUGAGAACUCUGCUCUUCCAGGACAGGAGGGAACAUUGUGGAUUCGGAGGAGGCCAUGGCCCCUGUGCUCCUCGAAGCCACAGUUCCCCAGGAAUGGGUGACGUUCAAGGAUGUGGCUGUGGAUUUCACUGCGGAGGAAUGGGGACACCUCAGUCUCUCCCAGAAAGAGCUCUACAGGGAUGUGAUGCUGGAGAACUUUAGGAACCUGGUGUGUCUGGGGCUUGCUGUGUCCAAACCAGAUGUGAUCUCCCAGCUAGAGCAAGGGGAAGCACCUUGGAUGCCAGAGGGAGAAGGCCUGAGAUGCAGGUGUGCAGAUUGGGAAACGAGAAUUGAAAACAAAGAGCUAUCUCCGGGGUUGGAUAUUUUUAUGGAAGAUUCAUCCCAGAAAAUGCUCACAAAGGAUUGUCCCUGUGUCCCCAAAGUGGAAGAAGCCUGGAAGUAUGAUGUCUGGUUGGAAAAGGAGCAGAGAAAUGAAGAGGGACAUCUCCAGCAAUUAAAGAUCAAUUCGAAGGAUCCUCCCAACAAGAGAAGAGGCCAGGAAUGUAUUAAAUGUGGCCACUGCUUCAGUCUAAGGCCAAUCCUUUUUCCACAGGGAGUUUCUGUAGGAAAGAUUCUCUAUCAGUGUAACAGCUUUUAUUCAGACCUGAGUAAAGGUCAGCAGAUCUGUUUAGAGAAGAGAGUUUGUAAGUAUGGUGAAUGUGAGAAAUCCCCCAUUUACCACUCUGACUUCAUUGAGUACCGACCAACCCCUGGAGAGAAAGCUGAUGAAUCCACUAAAUACAGGAGAGCCUUUUACAGCAGCUCACUCAUUCCUUCCCUUCAGGCAGUGCAGACAAGAGAGAAUCUGUAUGAAUGUCUGCAAUGUGGUAAAGGCUUUCGUCGGAGCACGCAUCUUAUUCGACAUCAAACAAUUCACACUGGAGAGAAACCAUACAGAUGUGAUGAAUGUGGGAAGGCCUUCCGACAGAGUGCACAGCUUACCCGACAUCAGAGAAUUCAUAGUGGAGAGAAACCUUAUGAAUGUGCUGAAUGUGGCAAGGCCUUCAAACACAGCUCAUCUCUCGCUUCCCAUCAGAGAAUUCAUAGUGGAGAGAAACCUUAUGAGUGUAAUGAAUGUGGCAAGGCCUUCCGUGAGAGCUCACACCUUACACGGCAUCAGAGAAUUCAUACUGGAGAAAAACCUUAUGCGUGUAAUGAAUGUGGGAAGGCUUUUAGCCGGAGCACUGAACUUACACGACAUCAGACAGUUCACACUGGAGAGAAACCUUUUGAAUGUAAUGAAUGUGGGAGAGCCUUCCCUCAGAGGACACAGCUUACUCAACACCAAAGAAUUCAUACUGGGGAGAAACCUUAUGAAUGCACUGAAUGUGGGAAGGCCUUUUGUCUGAGCUUACAGCUUAACCGACAUCAGCGGCUUCAUACUGGAGAGAAACAUUAUGAAUGUAGUGAAUGUGGGAAGGCCUUCAACUACAGCUCAUCCCUUUCUUACCAUCGAAGAAUUCAUACCAGAGAGAAACCGUAUGAAUGUAGUGACUGUGGGAAGGCCUUCAAUCGCAGCUCAUCCCUUGCUUCUCAUCAAAGAAUUCAUACUGGAGAGAAACCUUAUGAAUGUAAUGUGUGUGGUAAGGCCUUCUGCCAGAGCACACAACUUACUCGCCAUCAGAGAGUUCAUAUUGGGGGAAAGCCUCAUGAAUGUAAUAAAUAUGGAAAGACUUUUAGCCAGAGCACACAACUUGCUGAGCACCAGGUAAUUCAUAUUGGAGAGAAACCUUUUAAGUGUACUGAAUGAUGGUAAAUCUUUGGCAAAGCAAACAUCCACCACCAGGUACUUAACGCUGGAAAGAGAAGCUUUUUUUUAAUGAACAAAACUAUGUGCAAAGCC
This is a messenger RNA of Vombatus ursinus (common wombat), 2021 nucleotides long. RefSeq names its product zinc finger protein 501-like. The coding region runs from base 195 to 1928 and encodes 577 amino acids. Gene Ontology annotation, biological process: regulation of transcription by RNA polymerase II. Gene Ontology annotation, molecular function: RNA polymerase II cis-regulatory region sequence-specific DNA binding; DNA-binding transcription factor activity, RNA polymerase II-specific. Lineage: Eukaryota; Metazoa; Chordata; Mammalia; Diprotodontia; Vombatidae. Gene Ontology annotation, cellular component: PcG protein complex; transcription regulator complex. The transcript is spliced from 5 exons. The record is from RefSeq and is a predicted model, not a curated record.